ACGAAACACAACAAAAACGCCAAAUAAUCAUGGCAGUUACAAAAUCAAAUAGUAAUAAUAGUAAUAGUUGUAGGCUAAGAAUGUCAUUAGCAACCACAAGCACAUUAGCAACAACAAAUGAAAGAACACGAGGAGCAAUAAAUUUUAAAUAUAAAUAUAAUGGAAAAGUUGUGAUAUCAUUAUUAAUUUCAUUACUAUUAUCGUGUUAUCAAAUCAGCAUGGUUUCAUGUCUCAAUAGUGGCAGUAGUAGUUUAGUGGAUUGGAGCCAUUCCAUCGACUUGGAUGAGAAUUAUCGCGUUUACUGGAGCAUCGUUGACCAAGAAAUCACGUUUGAGAUACAAGUGCGGGCGACAGGUUAUGUGGGCUUCGGGUUUUCGCCUGACGGCACCAUUUAUGCCGCUGACAUGGUGAUCGGAUGGAUUGACGGAGGACAACCAUAUUUCCAGGAUCGUCAUAUUAAGAAGCAUGGUGAUGGCGAGCCUGUCGUUGACCCGUCGCAAGACUACAUCCUGCUGGCUGGUUAUGGCAAUACCACUCACACCGUUUUCCGCUUCAAGAGGAAACUCGACACAUGUGACUCGAGUCAUGACAUUCCAAUAACGAACAACACCAUGAAAAUCCUGUUCAUGUAUCAUAAUCUUAAGCCGCAGCGAGGCUCCAUCACACCGGGGAGCCUUCCCUCACCUUCGGAGGCCUUCAAACAUGUGAUUCCCGUAUUUCUUACGCAACGAUCUAUCAACUCGUCGACAAUUCGGAACCAAAAGCAUCUCGAGUUCAUGGAUUUGAAGAACGAAGACGCUCAGUUGCCGUAUCUGGAUGAGACAGUACAUUGGUGUAAAAUGUUCAAGCUGUCACAAUUUUCAAAGAAAAAUCAUAUUGUUCGGUACGAGCCAGUUUUUGAUUCCCCUUCCAGUAAAAUGUAUCUGAACCACAUUCUUCUUUACGAGUGUCAUGGUUCCUCGCCGGAAAUGGAAAUAAUGUCUCGUGAAUAUGGGAAAAUGUGUCCGCAACCGAGUGUGGCUAGGCCAUUUGGAUGCAAUAACAUCGUUGCAACAUGGGUGCGCGGCUCCGACGGUUUUGCAUUUCCUGAAGCUGCCGGUUAUCCAUUAGACUCGAAUCAUGCUCGAUUCUACCUGAUGGUGACACAAUACGCAAAUCUAAUGAGCGAUUUUAGUGCGUUGCAUAACGACGGUAUGGUUGACAAUUCAGGGCUUCGCAUUUAUUACACGCCCAAAUUGCGACAACACGAUGCUGGUGUGCUCUCCAUUGGCAUGCAACCCAAUUGGCGACAUAUUAUCCCGCCAGGACAGGAUUCAGUUGUGUCGGAGGGUCACUGUGUUGAAGAAUGCACAAAACGAGCGUUUCCGAAGCAAGGCAUCAAUAUUUUUGCUACCAUGAUGCGCACACAUUUGAUCGGGAAACAAGUGAAAUUGAGACAUAUUCGUGGGCGUGAAGAACUUCUUCCGAUUGCGUCGGAUGCAAACACAGACUCACGUUAUCAAGAAUUCCGUUUGUUGGAGAAUCCCAUAAAAUCCUAUCCCGGCGAUCGGUUGAUCGCGGAGUGCAUUUAUGAUACGACACGACGUUCGACAUUGACGCUCGGAGGAGUGUCGACACGCGAGGAAACGUGCCUCGUGUUUACCAUGUACUAUCCGAGACAGAAGGAAUUGUCGACAUGUCAUUCACUUCCAAGUCUACCGACAGUUUUGCAUUCCUUGGGGAUUGAGGAGUUGGCUGUCGGAUCAAAUCCCGUCCAAAUCGCUCUCCCGCAAAAGCUAGCUGGCAUGUCGUUAGAAACGCGACUUACAACUUACGAUUGGGACACGAAUUUCGAAAUGUUCCAACGUGUCACGCGAAUGGGAUCAUUUAAGCCCAUGUGUAUGAAUGCCAAGGGCGCAGAGUUACCGGGCACCCGUGAACUCGAAAGUUUUAGUCCAAACAUCUCGAAAACAUGGCGACUCCCGCCAACAUGUAGUUUUAAGUACUAUGGCAGCAAUAAUAAAAUCCACAGUAUGUAUAAUAAUCGCAAUAGAUACGUGACAGAGCCAGAAAGUAAUCUGGAUGCCACGAGUUUUAUGAAUGAAGAGUCUGAUAUAUUAGCGGCGGAGGAUGAAGGUAAUGAUAUCAUCCAGAUCGCUGCACGAAGCAAAACAUCGCGUAGUUUUGAUGCCACAUUAACAAAUAACUGUGUUAGAUUAACUUUUAAUAAUAGCAACUUAGUCUUAGCAAUGAUUGUUAGCAUUUUCUAUUAUUACAUUGUUACGAGGCGACGAAUUUUGUGCUGAGCCAUUGGCGUCAAUGUCGUCCCAAAAACCACCAGUUAUUAUUAUUAUCUUUAUUAUCAUUGAGAGAUGGAUUAAAAAAAAACAAUACAGUGUUAUUAGGAAUUAAUGAAAUAAAUGUAAAUAGUCAUAAAAUUAAUAUAAAAACAGAAUCCUAGUCAAAAAAUAU
Messenger RNA from Culicoides brevitarsis, 2451 nucleotides. It is a transcript of the gene olf413, whose product is annotated as MOXD1 homolog 2. The coding region runs from base 30 to 2285 and encodes 751 amino acids. The record is from RefSeq and is a predicted model, not a curated record. Lineage: Eukaryota; Metazoa; Arthropoda; Insecta; Diptera; Ceratopogonidae. Gene Ontology annotation, biological process: dopamine catabolic process; norepinephrine biosynthetic process; octopamine biosynthetic process. Gene Ontology annotation, molecular function: dopamine beta-monooxygenase activity; copper ion binding. Gene Ontology annotation, cellular component: secretory granule membrane. The transcript has 8 exons.